AUGUUUUUGGCUAUAAAUGGUUCUGCUUUUCCAAUAAGGAAUGAAUUCAGAUUACCAAAACUACGAGGUUAAAAAGGUAGAUAACAAAUUGUUAUAUUUAAUCAAGGUCUUCGAUAAUCGAAGUCUCGGUUGCAAGAGUAACCUGAUUCUCCAGAUAAAUCAAGUAAAUGUUUGACCAAGCCCUGUAGUCUACUAAAAUAUUAAGUUCCUGGUUCUAUGAUUUUGAUUGCCAGAUCUAUGAAGUUUUCAAAAGACUAGUUCACUCACAGACAAAGAGAAAAACAGGAGAUUAUUCCUGAGAUUUUAGAUGGAUACAAAUAUUCAUUAGGGUAAGGAAAUAAUCAUGAGUUGGUACAAAGAAUCAUGGAUGCAAGAACUGAAUGGCAUCUAUGUAAAGAAAGUAAUUCAAUGAGUAUAAAUUUCAGAUGGCAACAAACUAAUAGAGGAUAUAAAUAUGAUAGACUUAUAGCAAAUAGUUAAUACAAAUAAUGUGUAAAUCACUUUGAGUAACAUUUUGAAAUUUCUAAUAAAUAAUAUCUAUUUAGAAACUUAUGCCAAUUUUGUGAAGUAAUAUCUAUAUAAUUAACAUGUAGAAUAGUAAAUAAAAUGUAUUUGAUUUUGUUCCUGUUACAUUUGUUUUAGAUUUUAAUGAUGAAUCUAUAGAUUCAUAAUUUACUUAAUUUAUAAAAUUUUUUGAUAAAUUUGCUCCUAAAGAUAAAAAAAUAGAGUAGUUGCCAAAAAAGUUAUAAGAAUACAAAAAAAAAUUAAAAGUACUUUAAAUCAAAUAUUAUAUUUUAGAUUUAAAGUACUCCUUUAUUAGAUAAAAAAUUGCAUGCUAUUCCUUAAAAAAUACCUAAAUGUUAAGAAGGAGAUCAAUAUUUAUGGCUACUUAAACCUACUUUCUUAAAUAGAGGAAGAGGAAUACAUGUAGUAAAUGAUAUUGAAGUUAUAAUCUAAUUAAUUAGUGAAUUGUAAUUGGGAUCUGCAGAAGAUUUGGAAGAAUAAAAGAAGAAAAAUGCUAUUAAAGCCAACUCAUUUGUAAUUUAGAAAUAUAUUGAACAUCCCUUCCUUAUAAAUAAUAGAAAAUUUGAUAUUAGAGUUUGGGUAUUAGUAACUAUGGAUUUAAAUUGCUAUUUCUUUAAGGAAGGUUAUAUUAGGACUUCCAGUGAAAACUUUACUACUGAUAAUGUUGAUAAUUAAUUUAUUCACUUAACAAAUAAUGCUAUACAAAAGUAUAGUGAAAAAUAUGGAGAGUUUGAAGAUGGUAAUCAAUUGUCAUUCGAUGAUUUUCAAAAUUAUUUAAAUGAAUAAGGAUUCAAGGUUGAUUUUUAUGGAAUACAUGUUCCAAAAAUGAAAUAACUUGUAUGGACAUCUUUAUAAUCAGUUAAACGAAAAUUGAAUUUAUCUCAAAGAAGAUAUUGUAUGGAAAUAUUUGGAUAUGAUUUCAUAAUAGACAGUGAUUUCAAAACUUGGUUAAUAGAAGUUAAUACUAAUCCAUGUAUUGAAGAAUCCAGUAGUAUUUUAUAGAUGCUCCUUCCAAGAAUGCUAGGUACAAUUAUCAAUAUAUAUUAUUAGAUGAUGCCUUCAAAUUGACUAUAGAUACAAUCUUUCCACCAAAAUAUUAAGAUGAUGAACCAACUGAUUCAAAAUACCCUGUUAAGAAAUAUCCAAAUAAUGAGAAUUUAUGGUAAUUCAAUAUUUGUUAUAUUUAGGGAGCCUCUUGGAUGCUUAGAAUCUCCAAAAUAGUAAUCCAAAGCUAAUGUAAUGCAACAAUAACAAUUAUUAUAUUAAUAGAUGUAUUACUAAAAUUAAUAGUAAUAAUUUUAACAGCAGAUGCAAUAAUAAUAUUAGUAAUCUAGCAGUUAACAUCAUAAUUAAUUACCAUAUUAUCUACAACCUCUUACGCCUUAAUCAUCAUCCUAAUUUUAAUCAAUUUGA
Messenger RNA from Paramecium pentaurelia, 1938 nucleotides. NCBI's taxonomy places the organism in Eukaryota, Ciliophora, Oligohymenophorea, Peniculida, Parameciidae. The record is from the annotation of a GenBank genome assembly.